Molecule: messenger RNA, 583 nt
Organism: Bombina bombina (fire-bellied toad)
Lineage: Eukaryota; Metazoa; Chordata; Amphibia; Anura; Bombinatoridae
Product: inter-alpha-trypsin inhibitor heavy chain H2-like
Exons: 5
Coding region: 86-583 (165 amino acids)
Source: RefSeq, a predicted model, not a curated record
CAUUGUUGCAUGAGUUUUGACUCAUUUGAAAAAACGUUUUUUCCAUUGCAACGCCGGAGGGUUCCUCUGGCCGCAAACAAUAAGGAUGAAGAACCUGCUAUGUUUGCUAGUAUUACUGUGCUCUGCUGAAAUACAAAGCUUUGAUAUAUUAGUUGAGGAAUCACCAGAAUCUGCGGAUCUUGGGGAUCUUAUAGAAGAUUUUCGACUGGACUUUGGAGAAAGAAACAGGAGAAGUGUAAGCGAUGAAGAUGCAGAUGAGGCACUUUCCCAGGAUUCUGUCACCCUCUACAGCUACAAAGUGGAAUCCACCAUCACUUCACAUUUUGUUAAUACCAUGAUACGUAGUAAAGUGGUUAACAAUGCUCAAAAUUCACAGAACCUUGUUUUUGAUGUUCAGAUACCUAAAGGAGCAUAUAUCAAUAACUUUACCAUGAAUGUUAACGGCUUCACUUUUAGUGGAUCAAUUAAAGAGAAGACUGAGGCUAAACGCUUAUAUUCCAAGGCCAGAGCAAGAGGCCAAGGCAGCCGGAUUAAUGAGGUAAACGAGGAGGAACUUGCAAUAUCCUGUACAGGAAGUUCAUGA